This is a messenger RNA of Quercus lobata, 834 nucleotides long. RefSeq names its product transcription factor WER-like. The transcript is spliced from 3 exons. NCBI's taxonomy places the organism in Eukaryota, Viridiplantae, Streptophyta, Magnoliopsida, Fagales, Fagaceae. The record is from RefSeq and is a predicted model, not a curated record. Bases 1 to 834 code for a protein of 277 amino acids.
AUGGGCAGAAGUCCUUGCUGUUCUAAGGUGGAAGUGAACAGAGGAGCUUGGUCUGCUCAAGAAGACCAAAUGCUCAAAGAUUACAUCGCAACCCAUGGGGAAGGAAAAUGGAGAAAUCUUCCAAGGAAAGCAGGCUUAAAGAGAUGCGGAAAGAGUUGUAGGCAUCGGUGGAUGAAUUAUCUCAAUCCUGACAUCAAGAGAGGAAAUAUUACACCUGAUGAAGAGGACCUCAUUAUUAGGCUUCACAAGCUCCUAGGCAAUCGAUGGUCUAUAAUAGCUAAGAGGCUGCCUGGACGAACAGACAAUGAAAUAAAAAAUUAUUGGAACUCUGUCCUUAAAAAGAAGCUGAAUAAUGGUAAGAACGCAAGUACUGAGAAAACCGUUCUUAAACCAUCCCAUAAGACCAAACCCUCCACAACGUCAAAUGUGUACGAGUACAAGGCGAUUAAGACCAAGGCAUUUAGGUGCACAAAGGGCUUUGUAACUUCACAACUUGACAAGCUUGAAGCUUUUGAUAAUAAUAAUAUGGUCAUUGUAGAACAUCUUACCAAGGAUAUACACUUGGUGAAUAUUGACAACGAUGCAAAGGAAUCAAAAUCCAUUGAUGAUCAAUCCGCAUUGGCUUUUUCUGAAGAGGACGAGUCACAAAACUUCUUAUUAGGCUUUAGCAUUGAGGAGCUCAAUGAGCUUUUGAUGUGUGAUAAUUUGGAUGUGGAUUUUUGGAAUCUAUGCAUGUUGGAUGAGAGUAUGGAAGGAGGAGCUAAUAAUAAUGGUGGCGCUAAUGACAUUCUCUGGUCUUCUUUGGACCAUCCUCUUUCAUUCUGUGAAUUCUAA